Messenger RNA from Xyrichtys novacula (pearly razorfish), 5597 nucleotides. NCBI's taxonomy places the organism in Eukaryota, Metazoa, Chordata, Actinopteri, Labriformes, Labridae. The record is from the annotation of a GenBank genome assembly.
UCUGAUUGUUUUGUUAUAAAUUAUAAUCUUUAUUCAUCAGAAGAAAAAAAGGUGAAUUUGCUGUAUGCACAUAUCAUCUCUCUCUACAUAUAUACACCCCAACAAUAACAUUUUUACAAAGACAGAUCCACAGACGCCCAACACAUCCUCAGGUAAAGACAUCAUCCGUCCCCACAUGUCCACCAUCACUUCUACUUCUUCUUUGUUAAAAAAUUUCACACUAAGUCUGUUUGUAUCUUCUCAAAAAUGUGGGUACAGUGAGUUCACAUAGUUAAAAACACCUGGUCUCUGUAUUGAUUGUAAUUGAUCAGCAUGAAGCCAUUUUCUGGAAGUCUCUUAAGGUCAUGAGGGUUCAACAGGCAGUCCAGGUGAAGAGGUUAGAGUCCUCUUGUCUCUCAGUCCUUCUGGUCCUCCUUUCUCGCCUUUCUUCUUCAUUUCUUGAUCUGUCUGGACCCGUCCUUCCACCCCUCUUUCACCUCGUUCACAAAUGUCUCUUUGACUUUCUUAAACCGGCUGCCGAGCUCCCCCAGAUCCUCGGGGACUCUACCGGCCUCCUCUCGGACCUGCCGCAGCGUCUGGGAGCGCAGUGCCCGCUCUGAGGCGUCCUUCCCGGCUAUCUGAGCCUUGGUGAUGGCGUACGCAGUGAUCUGAGCCGCCCUGCGGAUCGGACGAGACUCCGCCAACUUCUCGAUGAUGUGAGGGUUGUUGAUGAGGUUGAAUAAAAAGCGGAAAAUCAUCUUGAGACCGGAUUUCUCAGGGUUCUUGGUCCCAGAACGACGUUAGCUCUCCUUGAGAGGUCGGGAUUCAGCCUGAAAUGACACGGAGGUUCAGCGUUUGUCUGCGGUAAGUAUUACAUUAACUUAAACACACACGUAUAUAUGCUGUUUUUGUUGCAUAAAUGGAUAAACUGCACAUAAAGUGGUUGACUUACUUGAGUUGAGCAGGUCACAGACAGGUUACAGAGGACGACAUAACAACGCACUGAAAGGCCAGACUGAAGUUAGUUUCUGAUUCGACUAUUAAAAACCUUAAGGAAGCCCUGAGCUGACAUACCUCCAUAUAUUUACUCCACUUCUCUUAUAAAUGAUGUUUUUUCAUAUAUUUUCUUUAGACUUUAGAUUACCAUAACUCCAAAUUAUGUCUUUAUGGUGUUACUUUAUUUGAUAGAGGAUAAUUAAAGGAAAAACUGAGUAGGAGGGCCUUUCUGCAGACUGUGCCUGUUUUCGAAUUGGCCUACUGCAUACUCCUGCUGACCGCAGUAUGCAGUAUCUACUGCAUACUGAGUACUGUGUUUGAUAGUUGUAUGCAGUAUGACUGUGAGUCGGCCAUUAUUAUGUGGUAUGCUUGGCCCGGUUUAGCUGGUUUCCGGUAUGGAAAAGUCUAUCGUACCCUGGUAAAUGGCAAUGACACUACAGCAUUGCCCCAAACUUUAUUGAACUCAUUCAAUAAAUCUGUGAUGUGAACACUUGUAUUGACAGGAUAUGGGUUCGGAAAAAAAAAUGACGUCCGAAAUAAUCGCAGGACAAAAACGGUCCUGGAGUGAAAGGACCUUUUAUAGUGCGAAAAAUUCGGAAUAUAUUCUGUUUUGUACUGAAAACACGAAAACAAACACUAAUCUUUUAUUUUUUGGUUAUAUAGAAAACAAAUAAACAAAAUAUUGACUCGUUUUCGUUAACUAGAUUGAAUGGAAUAAUUGAAUGGACGGAUUUGCUCUCCACAGCCGCCUUAACUUCAUUUAGACGAAUCUGAAGCCAACUUCAGCGUUGUGGCUGACGGUCUGACGGACGUUUUUGAUGGUAACACAAGCCGGUAAAACUGGAUCCGGGUCGAAUCAUACGUCCAUCCGCCCUCAGUCACUGAUUUCCCGGCUCAUUUCCCUGAUUCAUCCUCCAGAUUUGCACAUCAGCUUCGACCCUGAUCUUUUGUUAAAUCCACUCCUCCUGCCAGUCGGACCCUGAGCUCGAUCUGCAGCCACCAUCAUGCGGGUGUUGUUGUUGUUCGCUGUCACCGUGCUGCUGUCUCUAAACCCGGCGGCGGUCAGAGGAGCCGAGAAGAAGAAGCUGCAGAUCGGCAUCAAGAAGAGAGUGGACAACUGCCCCAUCAAGUCCCGCAAAGGAGACGUCCUCAACAUGCACUACACCGGGAAACUGGAGGACGGCACCGAGUUCGACAGCAGCAUCCCCCGGAACAGACCCUUCACCUUCACCCUCGGUACCGGACAGGUGAUUAAAGGCUGGGACCAGGGCCUGCUGGGCAUGUGCGAGGGCGAGAAGAGGAAGCUGGUCAUCCCCGCAGAGCUGGGCUACGGAGACCGGGGAGCUCCACCGAAGAUCCCCGGGGGAGCGACGCUCAUUUUCGAGGUGGAGCUGCUCACUAUCGAGAGGAAAUCCGAGCUUUGAUGAAGGGAAGAAGAGAGAGAGAGAUCACUUUAAAAACGUGAGUCUGCACAGGUGUGUGUGUGUGUGUGUGUCAGCUGUUUGCACGAUUCUACAAUCUGUACAUUAUCUCACAUUAUCCCUAAAUGCUUAAAAGAACCACUUAGUACCAAGAGACACUGAAGGAAGAGCCAACAAAUAUCUAUUACAGAUACUAUUAACAAUAGCAAUUUAAUGCACUACAGCAGGGGUGUCAAAUUCAACCACAGCAGGGGCCAUAAUCUGGAUUUAGGUCCAACCUGAGGGCCCAACAGUGUCAACGUUUCACCAAAACUGUCAACCUCCUUGUCAAAAAAUAUGUAACAAAAACAGCAAUGAUUAUAAAUCAUUUGGAAAUUCAAAAAAGAUAAAAAGAUAAGUUUAAAGGCAAUCUGAGAUAGAAAAAAAAACAUUAUUUUUUUUCUAUUUUUGCUUAUUAGCUCAAAAGAUCCAGAGCAUGAUAUUAAAAAUAGAAAAAUAAUGUUUUUGAAGAGCAAAUACAUGAGGUGAGCGUUGAAAUCAGGUUUAAAAGGUCAAAAUAGGACUUAAAAUUUAAAAUUGGAAUCUAAAGAUAAAAAUGACAUAAAUCUAAAAACUGAGUUGAACAAAAUUAAAGCAUGAAAAAAAAAUCCAAUCAUGUUUGACUUGUAAUCUUGAAAUGCAAAAUUGAAAACAUGAAAUAAAACACCAAAUAUUUUCCCCCCACAUUCUCGACUAUUUAUCAAAUCUUCCUGACUCUUUAAUUUCCCAGAUUUUCAUGGUUUAUUAAGGAUAUUUUAAAUAAUGGUGCUAAAGUUUACAUUAUUAUACUGGAGGAAAUCUGCAGACUUCAUACUGGUGGGCCAAUAAUAAUACAAAUAUAUGAUCUUGUGGGCCAGAUAGAAUUGUUCCACAGACCAGAUUUGUAACAUAAUCACUGAGAUUUCAAAAACAUAUAUUCACAGAAAGGGGUAGCCCUGCUAAGAGCAUACUGACAUAAUUGUAUUCCUUUUAUUCAGCAUUUCUUUGUCAUUAUAGUCUUUGUCUCUUUUGUUGUACCAAAACUGUUAAAGACAAACGGGUUACCCAGGUUACACCACAAAUAUACUCAAAACGAUAAACGAUGGCGGUGCUUGGUGGAAAGAACACCAGGUACUAGCCAUAAAUGGAGUUUUAAACAGCUAAUAUUUUCCUUUAGAUUAACUGGAAAAUUCACUGAUGAGAAAUUUGUCUCUGAGAUUAAGAGAAAAAUGUUUCAAACAAAGGUAGAGAAUAAAUCAUAACCAAUAGCAGAUAUAAAAUAAUAGCCAGGUCAUCUCAGUGAAUAUGCACCCUUUAUUUUUUCUUGUUCAUUGUAUGUCAGUAUUAGGCGCCUGAUCUGGGGCCUCAUAUCUGCCUUUCAACCCUCUAUCUCUGUCAUUAUUCUAGACUACUUGUUGCAGAUAAAAUGAGUGAACUAAUAAGUUUUUGAGACUUCUGCUCCAGUAAAUGUGUUUUCCCUUUGGGUGUGUUCUCGCUCAACACUCUGUCAACAUCCUGCACAAUAAAACAGGUUGAUUGGAUCAACAUCCCACAAAUGAAAGUCAAAUACUUCAAACUUGUGUUGUCUUUGAUAAUUAAACUUUGUAACUUCCCACAUAUGGUGUCAAAAGUUUCAGAGAGUGUUAUGCUGGAGUUUAUAAUUUUCCAAACUCUAAAUAUUGACAGAAAGAUUGUCCUUUAAAUAGUAAAUUCAUAAUGAUCCCAACUUUUAGUUAUAGUCCUCAUGACCUAAUAAUCAGUACCAGUAUCAGCCCUUAAAAAAAGGUCAGCAUCUCAUUAAAAUAAUGUGUGAAGGGCUUUUUUUGUGGAAAAUAGACAGAUAGUCAAGAUGAAUAACAGAGAUGAUUGUUAAUUUUUUCGUUCAGUAUGUGUAUGUUAAAAACAGAUCAUAUUUAAAAGAUUUGGUUGCCGUGAUUGUUUUUUUAAUCGCGUUAAAAAUUUUAGGAAGAAAACAUGUUUCAAUAUCAUUAUUUUUAGUAAAACUGUACAGCUGUACAUGUGUUUUUGCAAUAUCAAUCUAAUGCAUGACAGGAGAGGUCAACCACAGCAUCUUCUGUAUUUUUAAAAUCAUAUUUUUAUAGUGGGUGUAGUUCGUUAAUUGUUUGCAUUUGUAGUAUUUAUUAUUAAGUGGUGAAGUCUGCCAUUGCUACACUAGCUUUACAUUUUCCUUACAUACAUAAGACUCUCCUUUUCUCAUUGUUGGCAGCCUGUUUACUGUCACUUAUGUUGCUUUAGAUUAAAUCACUGUUUUGAUGUAAAGCAUGUGCAGGAAACCCUCUCAUCUAAUCCACUGAUCGUUUCCUAAAACCAUUUCUCCAGCGUCACUGUUUCUGCAAAAGAUCCGUGCUCAUUUUCACCUCUUUUGAUAAGGUUUAUGGGUGGAUGAAAGAACAGUAAUAAUGAGCUGAACAGCUGCAGGCUACAGAAACUGAAAAAAGUCCUGUUUCAUUAUCCGUUCUCAUAAUAAACCCGGACCUUGAUUUGACGAGCAUUACUGGUAACACCAAAUCUCGAAGGGAGAGCUGCUGGCAGUUUCACAAAAAGGAAAAAAAAUAAAAAUCAUUGACCCUGAGCCGCAAACCUCAAAGCAGAGCUAAUUAAUGUGAGAAAAGUCAUGUAAUCUUUUUUCUGCGUUCGUCUUUUAAGGUUCCAGGAGCUGCUACAGCAUAAAAAGGAGACAUCCAAACUCUGAUGACGACUACGAGGCAAAUAUGGGAGGAGCCCCCCCUGGCAGAUCCACUGUUGUCCUUUUCUGGCUUGUAAACUGGCUCUUAUGCUCUGAUUCAUUGAACUGAUGUGAUUAUAUGGUACAAGAACUGACGGUGUGCUUUGGCUAAACAUAAGUAGAACUGACAGCGAGCAGAAAAGACCAGGAUUUUGCUGUGGGCUGAUGAUCAAGUCAUUUCCUGCCAUAUCGUCUCUUUUUUUUUUGUCUUCCCAUUUUCUGUGAUUUAUAAGCCAGUUGAUUCAUUACUGUACCUCCUUUUCAAAAUCAUAUAAACUGUUUGUUAAGCCAGAAGUCAGAGAUAUAAGAACAUAUGUUUUUGUUUACUUUGAUUAUUUGAAACAUGAUAAUAAAAUGUUGACCUUACUGUAAAGUUUGCAAUUUAAAAGUGUCUUUCUUUGGAUAAGAAAUAAAGUACAGAGUGAUCCUUUUAAAAA